AUGACCAAGCUAGCUGCCUCCCUCAUGCUGGCUGCUUUAGCAGCUGGCGUGAUGGCCUCGCCUGUCGCCGAGCCUGCAAUCACCGCAGCUCCAAACCUCGCCAAGAGAGCUACCAGCUGUACCUUCUCCGGAUCAAGUGGUGCUUCAAGCGCAAGCAAGUCUCAAAAGUCUUGCUCAACCAUCGUUCUCUCCAACGUCGCUGUGCCUUCGGGAACAACUCUUGACUUGAGUGACCUCGCGGAUGAUACAACCGUCAUUUUCGAGGGUGAGACAACUUGGGGCUACGAGGAGUGGGAUGGCCCAUUGCUUCAGAUUUCUGGCACCGGCAUCACCGUCCAGGGUGCAUCCGGCGCGUACCUGAACGGUGAUGGAUCUCGCUGGUGGGAUGGUGAGGGAAGCAACGGUGGAGUUACCAAGCCUAAGUUUUUCUACGCCCAUGAUCUUACCGACUCGACCAUCACCGAUCUUUACAUCGAGAACACUCCUGUCCAGGCUGUAAGCAUCAACGGUUGCGAUGGACUGACAAUCACCGAUAUGACCAUCAACAACGAGGCUGGUGACAGUGAGGGCGGUCACAACACUGACGGAUUUGAUAUUGGUGACAGCACCAGUGUUGUUAUCACCGGUGCGGAAGUGUAUAACCAGGAUGACUGCGUCGCAGUUAACUCCGGCACUGAUAUCACUUUCGAGAACGGGGUUUGCUCCGGUGGUCAUGGAUUGUCCAUUGGCAGUGUUGGCGGUCGCUCUGAUAACACCGUGGAUACAGUCACCUUCAAGAACAAUGAGGUUAAGUCCUCUACAAAUGGUAUCCGCAUCAAGGCCACUGAAGGUGAUACUGGAACCAUCAAGGGAGUUACCUACACCGAGAUUACCCUCUCGGAUAUCUCUGAUUAUGGAAUUCUCAUCGAGCAGAACUACGAUGGCGGUGACCUCGAUGGCGGCACCCCAACCAGUGGCAUUCCCAUCACCGAUCUCACAAUCAGCAAUAUCUCUGGUACUGAUGCCGUUGACUCGGAUGGCUACAACAUUGUUAUUGUCUGUGGAUCCUCUGGGUGCUCAGACUGGACUUGGACCGAUGUCAGUGUUACCGGUGGAGAGACAUACAGCGACUGCGAGAAUGCCCCUGAUAGCAUCAGCUGCUAG
Messenger RNA from Penicillium angulare, 1143 nucleotides. RefSeq names its product glycoside hydrolase family 28 protein. Gene Ontology annotation, biological process: pectin catabolic process. NCBI's taxonomy places the organism in Eukaryota, Fungi, Ascomycota, Eurotiomycetes, Eurotiales, Aspergillaceae. The transcript has 5 exons. The coding region runs from base 1 to 1143 and encodes 380 amino acids. Gene Ontology annotation, molecular function: polygalacturonase activity. Gene Ontology annotation, cellular component: extracellular region. The record is from RefSeq and is a predicted model, not a curated record.